CACAUGUUCAAUUGUUUACAUCAGGAGAGAUACAUACUGUUUGAAAUGUGUAAAAUAGUGAGCUAACACAGUGUUUGUAGUUUAACGGUUGUAGCAGUAGACAUGUUGCUUUUUUGUCCGACCUGCGGGAACGUUUUAAUAGUGGAAGAAGGUCAGAAGUGUAUGAGGUUUGCUUGUAACACCUGUCCCUAUGUACACAACAUCACGAGAAAGGUAAAUAAUAGGAAGUAUCCCAAGUUAAAAGAGGUGGAUGAUGUUCUUGGUGGAGCUGCAGCCUGGGAAAACGUGGACUCUACUGCUGAAAAGUGUCCAAAGUGCGAGCAUCCUCGGGCGUAUUUCAUGCAGAUUCAGACCCGAUCUGCAGACGAGCCCAUGACGACUUUCUACAAAUGCUGCAACGCCCAGUGUGGACACCAAUGGAGGGAUUGACACAUAUAUUAUAUAUACACAUUCUAUACAUUCAAUGUUUUAUGGUCAUGUGACUGAUUACUACUUGUUUCUUUUCCUUCAUAUUUGAGCCUUUAUUUAAUGCCAAUAGGCUCUUAUAAUAAUGGAAA
This is a messenger RNA of Scomber japonicus (chub mackerel), 557 nucleotides long. RefSeq names its product polymerase (RNA) III (DNA directed) polypeptide K (gene polr3k). Gene Ontology annotation, cellular component: RNA polymerase III complex. The transcript has 3 exons. Gene Ontology annotation, molecular function: DNA-directed RNA polymerase activity; zinc ion binding; nucleic acid binding. Gene Ontology annotation, biological process: DNA-templated transcription; termination of RNA polymerase III transcription. The record is from RefSeq and is a predicted model, not a curated record. The coding region runs from base 103 to 429 and encodes 108 amino acids. NCBI's taxonomy places the organism in Eukaryota, Metazoa, Chordata, Actinopteri, Scombriformes, Scombridae.